GCGUCACUGCCGGAGCGGCCCAAGAUGGAGGCCGGCGUCAGCGGCGGGGGCCCGCUCCCGAGGCUCCGGCGCCCUUUGCGGCCAGGGGCAGAGCCCCGCGACCCGCUGCUGCCGCAGCAGCCUUUCGGGAGCGGCGGGACGGCUGAAGAGUCUACAGCUGUAGAGAAGAAGAAGCAGCCUCUCGCCAGACUGAAUAUUCAUUCUGCGUUCUGGAUUUUGGCAUCAAUUGCUGUGACAUACUACUUUGAUUUUUUUAAAACUGUUAAAGAAACUAUUCAAGCAGAUAGUUGGUGGCUUGCCUCUGGCAGUUGUUUAUUGGCUGCAUGUUUAUCUGUUGCCUUUUACUGCAUACUGUAUCUUGAGUGGUAUUGUGGCAUUGAGGACUAUGAUACACAGUAUCCAGCACUGAUACCUAUCACAACAGCUACCUUUAUUGCAGCAGCCAUUUGUUUCAAUGUUGCCUUGUGGCCUGUCUGGUCAUUUAUGACACCAUUGUUGCUCUUCAUUCAGUUUAUGGGUGUUGUGAUGCUUGUGUCACUCCUGGGAUAAGUCCUUCAGCUUCACGUGAAGGGCUCAAGCAACUGUUAUUCUGCCAAGUGGAUGUCACUUUUGUAACACUCUGAUGCUUUUAUUGUUUCUAAUACUGCUUGUUUGCUCUAACUUAUACCAUGAUUAUUAUAUUACCUGAUUUAUAAAUCAAAUUGACAUAACCAUGGGUCAACCAGUGGCUGGGAAAAAGCAACUGAUUAGUAAACAAUUGAAGGAUACAUUGGUUUUACUUCUCUUAGUGACAUAAAGCAUUUCCUCACUGCUUUGUAAAGCUUUUAUUUAUAUUUCAUUUUAAAACAGUUGGGUAAUAAGUCAUAGAAUAGUUUGAGUUGGAAGGGACCUAUAAAGUUCACCUCUGGGGGCUCUAGAGAUCACCUAGUCCAACUUCCUGCUCAAAGCAGGUUGUUUCAUUUGAAAAUUCAAAUCUUGUGGGAUCUUAAUACUAAAUUCUUUCCAUUUGCAGCAAUAAAGAAGCUGACAUUAAAUGCUAUUAGUCAUACACAGUUGGGAAAAUAAAACAUCAUUGUCUUGUCUGUUCAUCUUGGCUGAGGUACUUAAGGGUCUGGAAACCUGGGCACCGUCUAAUUGCUCAGCCAUUUUAUGUAGAUCCUUGUGUUAAAUACUUUCACACCCACACCUUUUGGAAGAUAGGAGAAUGUAGAAGCUGGGUGUUGCAAUUUGUUAAUAUUUACUCCUUGUGACUGGUUCUUGAAGACUGGACCGUUAGAGGAGACUGUGUUUUUCAUUCUGACUUUCAAAUUCACACCAUUGCCAAGUACAAAAUACAUGAAAUGUUUAGUAAUGAAAAUGAUAGACAUUGUCUUUAUCUGCCACUGUUUCAUUAUGGAAAAAAUGUUGCUGUUGGUAUGCAAUACAAAGGAUCAGUCAAACCAAAAUAAAAUAUAUUUAGCACUACUGUUAAGUAGCUUAUAGAGUAAGUUAACAGCUUGAUUUGUUUAAAUGUAAUAUUGAAGUUUUCUAAACUCAGUUGUAUUUCAUCUUUAAAAGGCGAGUUGUUUAUCUUCUUGUCUUCAUCUUUUAACAAUUUUUAACUAUUUUAUAUGUGCAUACACAGGUACAUUUGAGUAACUUGUUUAUUAUGGUAUUUAAAAAGCAGUGUUGCUCAGGGAUGGUAAUUAUCACUGUAUUUUUAUUUGUCAGCUAUAUAAAUGCUCUAGCUGGUUUAAAUUGCCUUGUACUCUUGAAUUAAAAUUACUGUUUGCUACAUGGUUUUUCAGAUUUAUUCUUCUGGACAUAAUAAACUUUGUAUAAAAGUGAUCAA
Strigops habroptila (Kakapo) is the source of this 1831-nucleotide messenger RNA. RefSeq names its product transmembrane protein 128 (gene TMEM128). The record is from RefSeq and is a predicted model, not a curated record. Bases 25 to 549 code for a protein of 174 amino acids. Lineage: Eukaryota; Metazoa; Chordata; Aves; Psittaciformes; Psittacidae. The transcript is spliced from 5 exons.